Molecule: messenger RNA, 3414 nt
Organism: Lagopus muta (rock ptarmigan)
Lineage: Eukaryota; Metazoa; Chordata; Aves; Galliformes; Phasianidae
Gene: FGFRL1
Product: fibroblast growth factor receptor like 1
Exons: 7
Coding region: 538-2001 (487 amino acids)
Cellular component (GO): plasma membrane
Molecular function (GO): fibroblast growth factor receptor activity; fibroblast growth factor binding
Source: RefSeq, a predicted model, not a curated record
UCGAUCGCCCGUUUCUCUUCGCCCCCCCUUCCCCUCCCCCUUUUCCUCCUUCUCGCCCCGACUCCCCAACCCCUUUCCCCUCCUCCCAUCUCUCCUUAAACGGGAUUCCGGCUCGGGACGGCACCACCGGGCAUCCCGCGGCGGCAGCCCCCGGGGCUCCGGCAGGUCCCCGCUGUCCCUACUCGCACGCAUACACACACAUACACUCACCCCACCCCGAGAAGCAGUGAGAAUUAUAACCCCCCCUCCUCCCCACCCCGUCCCCCGCUUCUCUCCCUUUAACCCCUCUCACCGGUGUGGCAAACCGAUCCGGGGGUGCCGUGUCCGCUCGGGAGGGCUCAACCCAAAGCAGCCCCCGGUCCCGGGGGGGUACGAUGAGGUAGAGGGCGGCGGCGGAGCGCCCGGCCGGGGGCCGCGGCAGGAGGGCAUGAAACGGAGAGCUGCGGGGAUGGGAGGCAGCGCUCGCUGCUGAGAACCGGCAGCGGCCAAGCUCCGAGGACGGCAGCUCGUAUAGCUCACAGGGAUCCGCUUUUCACCAUGGGAUUGCAGCUGGCGCUCCUGCUCGCAGGGAUCGUCGCGCUCUCGGACUCAGCGAGAGGCCCUCCGAGGAUUGCCGAUAAAGUGAUCCACCGUCAGUCAGUGAGGCUGGGCAGGACCAUCAAGCUCCUGUGCCCGGUGGAAGGUGAUCCCCCACCCCUCACCAUGUGGAUGAAAGAUGGACGCACCAUCCACAGUGGCUGGACGAGGUUCCGGAUCCUUCAGCAAGGGCUGAAAAUCAAAGAGGUAGAGAGCGAAGAUGCGGGAACCUACAUUUGCAAAGCCACCAAUGGUUUCGGCAGCACCAAUGUGAACUACACCCUCAUCGUGAUAGAUGACACCAGCUCAGGAAAGAACAGCCAGACACCUGAAGGCUCUAAUGGAGAAUAUGAAGAUCAUUCUGGGAAGCAAUGGGCCCAGCCCAGGUUCACCCAGCCUGCAAAGAUGAGACGCAGAGUCAUCGCCCGUCCUGUUGGCAGCUCCAUCCGUCUGAAGUGUGUGGCCAGCGGCAACCCACGGCCUGACAUCACGUGGCUGAAGGACAAUAAGCCCCUCAUGCCCCAUGAGACUGGAGAGAACAAGAAGAAGAAGUGGACACUGAACCUGAAGAAUCUGAAGCCAGAGGAUAGUGGGAAAUACACCUGCCGAGUGUUUAACAAAGUUGGGGAGAUCAAUGCGACUUACAAAGUUGAAGUGAUCCAGAGAACGAGAUCCAAGCCCAUCCUGACAGGGACACACCCCGUCAACACAACGGUAGACUACGGUGGGACCACAUCCUUCCAGUGUAAAGUCCGCAGUGAUGUCAAACCUGUCAUCCAGUGGCUGAAGCGGGUGGAGUAUGGCACAGAGAGCAAGUACAACUCUACCAUUGAUGUCGGGGGACAGAAGUUUGUUGUGCUACCCACAGGGGAGGUCUGGUCCCGUCCUGAUGGCUCCUACCUGAACAAACUGAUGAUUACUCGAGCCAAGGAAGAGGAUGCAGGGAUGUACAUUUGCUUAGGGGCAAACACCAUGGGCUACAGUUUUCGCAGUGCUUUUCUCACAGUCCUGCCAGAUCCCAAGCCUCCGAGUGCACCUGUGCCCCCCUCCUCAGCCAGCAGCCUUCCCUGGCCUGUGAUCAUCGGCAUCCCUGCUGGGGCGGUCUUCAUCUUUGGGACAAUCCUCCUGUGGCUUUGCCAGACCAAGAAGAAACCUUGCUCCCCACCAGCUGCUGCCCCUGUGCACCGGCCGCAGCCCCGGGACAGGAUCUGUGUUUCCCAGGUCCCAGACAAAGACUGCAUCUCCUCCAUAAACUAUGAGGAAUACGUCGCCCAGCAGCAGCAUUUACUGUCCCAAGGGCCUGCGCUCGCUCCAGCCAUGGCAUCCAAAAUGUACCCAAAGAUUUACACGGACAUCCAUACCCACACCCACUCGCAUGUGGAAGGCAAAGUCCACCAGCACCAGCACAUUCAGUACCAGUGCUAAGAGGGCGGCCGUGUACAGAAGCUCAUGGGGGCUUUUCCUCCUGGUACCUCAGAAGAGACUGCUCAAAGUCAGCUCACACUGCCAGCAGUAGGCAAAGCAGACAGAAAAGAUUAUAUAUAUGAUUUUAAAUAUAUAUAUACAUAUAUAUAUAAUUGUAUAUGCGUGUGUAUGUGUGUAUAUAUAUAUGUGUAUAUAUCUAUAUCUAUCUAUAUAAAUAUAUAUAUAAUAGAGAAAGACAGAGAAAAGAGAUUCUUUUUUUUUUUUUUUUAAUUAUUGCAAUCAGGAUGUAGCCAAGGAAUAAUGAAGGAACUCCAAAUCCCAGCAGCUAGGCAGCUGUCUCCACCAGUGGAACCUUCCUGGAUUUUUUAAGUAAGGUGGUGGCAAGUGAGACAGGAUGUAGGGAUAUAAACCACCGCCUCCUUCUGUUGCUAAAAGGAGCAAAAAAAGGUGACAUGGUGCUUUUCUAGGGCAGGCACCCCUGUUCUUGUGCUUGCUGCAUAUCGUGUUUUGGUGGGAAGACCCCAGACCUGUCCCAUUUAUGUGGGAGAACCUUUUCCCUUAGAAUGACUCAAGCUGUAAAGAUUUAGUUCCAAAGCACAAGGAGAAAUGACCAACUCACCUCUUCCUAAUAACACAAGGGGAAAAAAAAAAAAGAAUUUAUGUUCCCAAAGUGAAAUGUGGAAUGUUUCUCAAGCACAGUUGUCUUGUCUAUAAUGCUAACCAAGAUGCUUGCUUCAAUUUCUUCAAGUUAAAGGCAUUGAGUUCCCCCAUAGAGGGUUUUACAGAGCAAAUGUCACUGCCCUAGUCCCAGGACUCAGUGCCACUGCCAUGAAAAAGGAAGGAAGGAAAGAGGAACGUUGUACAGAACACCUUUAUAUUUAUAUUUAAGAAAUAAUAAUAAUUAAUAAUAAUAAUAAUUGAACUGCUGAUGGUGAAGAAAGCAAAACACGCUGCCCUUCUCUGAUGGCUUAUGGUGACAAGCUACUGGAUUCUCUACAUCAAUGCAAGAUACGUGAGAACAUAAGGAGAAACAGAAAAAGAAAAUGAAAUAAUAAUAUUGUAGGAAAAAUUGCAUUUGAGAAAUAUUCACCUAGGUUGUGUGUGGUUGUCCCCUCCCCACAGGUAGCAUUUUGGAAAUGAUACAGUUUCAUUCCGGUUUGAACAACGGUGAAAACAGAAAUAAAAGAGAUUAAUUAAGGGCCAUAUUAAAUACCUGUAUGGACUGGAAAUUAAUCCAAAUGCAAAUACAAAACCUUUGUAAUUCUAUAUAGAGUUUAAACAGAAGUCAUGUAUAUUUAAUUUAUUUUGUUAAACAAGAAAAAAAAUGUAUGAUAUUUUCCUCAAGACUGGCAUUUCUAUGCAUAUUUUUGAUCAAAGAAAAUAAAGAUUUUUUUUUUGCAGGUUCUAUAGAUA